Messenger RNA from Tilletiaria anomala UBC 951, 2729 nucleotides. RefSeq lists its product as uncharacterized. The transcript has 5 exons. The coding region runs from base 287 to 2692 and encodes 801 amino acids. NCBI's taxonomy places the organism in Eukaryota, Fungi, Basidiomycota, Exobasidiomycetes, Georgefischeriales, Tilletiariaceae. The record is from RefSeq and is a predicted model, not a curated record.
CUUUAAAGUAAGAGCCCUUUCCAGCCCCAAAGCGUCGGGAAUUUGAUUGCCAGAGCUCCGGCGCUCAAGAUUGACACUGUCGCAAUAUGCCGGUAUAAGGUGUAACCUAGCUCUGCUGAAGCACGCACACCCUGCAAGGAGAAUCGCUCAAACCUACAGCUGCCAUUGCAAGGCCAUUAUUUCAGCUCCACCACCCUUGACCAUCCAGUGGCCCGAGUGGCAACUGGUAGAAACCGCGCAAUACUAAUUUGCAUUGGGAUAUUGCCAGGCUUGUAUUUCUUGCGAGAUGUUCAGCAAAGCCCCGCGCAAAGGGCCAUUUAGCCCGCCGGCGGACACCCCAGGUCCGAACACAUAUGAUCCUCAGCCGGAAAACACUAACAAGUACAAACGCGGUGCUAUGUUCGACUCCGAUGCGAGGAUGAAGUACUCGCAAGGGAAACAGCUCGCUCCUGACUCAAUUGAAACUCUACCUCUGGGAAAGUCUGCCAAAGAAAAUACCCUGACCGUGAAAUCCAUACAGAAUCGCUCUUCCGACGCGAACAAGCUACAAGAACGCUUAACGAAGGCGGAAGCAAAGGUGGAAUGUCUGCAGAGAGAGAAGACCACGCUUACCAAUGAGAAAACAAACAUCAUCACUGAUCUUCGCCUUUCGAAUCAACGUGCCGAGAAGCUCAAGGCACAGCUUGAGAAGAGUGAAGAAAAAGCGGCAGCUUUUCGGGAUAAAGCAUCAAAGUCCACUGUGGACGAUGUCACUGCUCGGGACCGUCUGAACACGCUUGUGAGGCUGCACGAGGAGUCAAAGCAGCAUCAAGCAGAAGAGCUUGCGAGAGGGCAGCGACAAUUCGCGGAACGAAAAGCUGCACACAAGACCAGAGAAGAGGCUUCCAAGCAAGAAGUUGCUUCGCUGCGAGCUGAGCUGGCUCAUCAGCAGGAAUUGGCUCAGAAAGAAGCAAAAGACCUGGCUCUGGGCUAUUCAGGUGCUGUUGCGGAGGCCAAUAUCUUGCGGCGAGCUCUUAGCAAAGCGGAGCAGGUGCAACUGGAGCAGCAGAGACAGAUAUACGACCUCGAAGGAACCCUAUCAGCUGCUAGAGCUCAACUCAGCGAAGACAUGGAGAGACUUGGGCAGGAGCACGAGUAUCUCGCCGAAGAAAACGAGCACCUUCGACAAGACCUCCAUGAUCAGGAGCUAGCUAUGACCCUGGAAGUGGGCGAAAAAGUCGAAGCCGAGGUCGAACUCGCCCAGUUACGACAUAACCUCUGCGUGAUGCAAGACGUUGUGCUCGCGACCGUAGCAGAAGUACAUCAUAUGGAAAGAGUGCUAGAAGCAACUACACUGGAGAAUGAUGGACUUGUCGUCCAGAAUUCGCUUCUUGUCCAGCGCUUCAAAGAGCAGGAGGCGAAGGUGCAGCAGCUGUGUGCAGCUUCAGAUCAAGCGCAAAACAACCAGAGAGUCGAUUAUGCAAUACUUGCGUCCUUGCAAGCCGAUAUCGACACACUGCUCCAGCUUCGCCACGACGAUUCAAAUCUGCCUGCCCAGCUCCAUCUUGAUGCUGAAGGUAUCGAACAGGAGCGAGCUGAAUGGCGCGAGGAGCGAAAAACCCUUGCGUUCGCUUUGGACCUUGCGCGGAGAGAGUCGGAUGUCCUCCGUGUGGAGAACAUUCGGAUGCUCGCCCUCAUGGAGGAUGUUCGAUGCAGGGUGACAGAUAAUGCAACCGCAAAGUUGCUCGCCGAGAAGGAGUUGUCAGCGCUUCGUUCGGAGGCAGAUGAGCUGCGAAAGGGAGCAAGUGCUCGUGACAAGGAGGUCUUGACAUUGCGGAAAGAGCGAAACGGUUUCGACGACCAACUGCAUCAGCUGCAAAAAUAUGAGUGGGAGGAUCAAGCAGAGUUGCGAGAAUUACGGGACGAGCUUAAAACAGUUACUGAAGAGCUUGAAAGUGCAAAGGGACACAUCAAGGCGAUCAUCCGCAACCUUGGCCAUGCAAAGGCAAAAGAAGAGCAUUUGCAAAAGCAAAACUUGGUACUUGAGGAAGCACUUGACAGCGCAGUCAAAUAUGAGCGGGCAUACGAAGCUCUGCAAGUCGAAGCACAGGCUCUAAUCAGCCGAAACGCUCUUGCGGAAGAGGAGGCAGCAGCACUCUCAGCGAUCAAUGCCGAGUUGGUCGGGCACACCAACCCCUUCCAGAAGGUGCAUCACAUCAGCAAGAUCAGAAGGGAGCUCGAUGAAUGUAAACAGCAGCUCAUCGCUGCCUAUAUCGAGCGCGACGAAGCAGUCAAACAGCAUCAGUUGCUUGCAGACCAGCUCGCCAUGUUCCGCAGUCUCGACAUGCCCCUCAACUUACGGCCGGCUACCAACCUCACACGCGUCCAGCGGCCUCCGCCAUCCUCUGCUCCAGACUUGUCAACGCUACGAUUAGCCAACUCCACCGCUUCAUCCCAGGGCGCCCCAACUGCUCGACGCUCAGCUGCGCCACUGAAGGCAUCUCGGGCAAGUCUCAUCCGACCCUCACGACUAGCUGUCUCGCAGGUUGGCUCGGUCUCCACUGCCCAACGCGCACGGAAAUCCAUUCAGCACCUUCAUGUGAGGAGGGUACAUAUCCCAUACGAAGGCGAGGAUGGGCCGGAAUUGUUCCACGAAGAUCAAUGGAAAGACGAAGAGAUGACUCUGCAGGAGCUGGGGUGGCGAAAUGCAUAAUUCUGUAGGCUACAGCGUCAAUCUUGAAAGGAAUGUG